Messenger RNA from Ceratina calcarata, 387 nucleotides. RefSeq lists its product as uncharacterized. Gene Ontology annotation, molecular function: nucleic acid binding. Gene Ontology annotation, biological process: DNA integration. The transcript has a single exon. NCBI's taxonomy places the organism in Eukaryota, Metazoa, Arthropoda, Insecta, Hymenoptera, Apidae. The record is from RefSeq and is a predicted model, not a curated record. Bases 1 to 387 code for a protein of 128 amino acids.
AUGUUCCUUGUAAUAAUAGACGCGCACUCGAAGUGGCCAGAAGUAAUAGACUUCAAAGAAAACACCAAAUCGUAUCGAGUAAUCGAAGAACUGCAAAACUUAUUUAGCAGAUACGGAUUGCCAAUACACAUAGUGUCGGACAACGGACGACAAUUCACAAGUACAGAAUUUAAGAGUUUCUUGGAACAAAAUAGAAUUAAGCACAGUUUUUCUCCGCCUUAUCAUCCCGCAUCGAACGGUGCAGCCGAAAAUUUUGUGGGUACAUUUAAGAACGCGGUCACGAAAAUUGUAAAAGAGGGAGAAAAGCUGGAGAAUGCGAUUAAUCUUUUCUUGCACGACUACCGUAGCACACCCCACGCGUCGACAGGGAAGAGUCCUAUUCUAUAA